UUUCCCCCAUCCCCACGUUAACAGUUGUGUGCCUUCUGCUUGACGAAUGAAAAAUUUGCCAUAAAACUCCAAACAAUCUUCCUGAUGUAAUAUAUUGUCGGAAAUCGGCGGGAAGACAGCAUUCACGACGUCGGGCUGGUCGCACUUUCGCUUUUAUUUCGGACGCGGAUUGUCGAGGCACGGGAAUCCAAUCAGAAUGUCAGCCAGCGCAGUAAUUCGCUCCCCCGCGCAGCGUCGCCGCACCCUUCCCACUCCCCCUCCCCCUCCCCCUCCCCAUCCCUUCGACACCCAGCCCCCGCUUAUCCGGCAGCAACAACAACGGGGGCAGCAACGACAACAACCACCAGCACAGCAAUCGAUGCUUAUUGAGGACGAGGUUCAUGGUGUAAUUGAACUGCCCAGCCAUAUCCAGGAGAUCGUGGAGCAUCCUCUCUUUCAGCGGCUUAAAAAGGUCCACCAAUUGGGUCUCAUACCAUGGUCCCUCAAGAAGAAGGCCAAUCACAAACGAUUCGAUCAUUGUCUUGGGGCCUACAAAAGUGCGCAGGAUCAUCUAAGGGCCAUCCAACGUAACUCGCACUAUGAACCAAAACUUCCGGAUUGGUGUCGUCAGGCGGUGGAGAUAGCCGCCCUACUUCACGAUAUUGGUCAUGGACCGAUGUCACAUGCUUGGGAGCUUGCGAGCCAUCAUAGGUUUGAUCACGAGGAAAACGCAUUGGCCUGUGUGGAUCUUAUUUUUAAGGAUGCCGUUAGUCAGGAGCUGGUCUCUUUGAGAGACGAUGGUGGCGGGCGAGGAGUGCAGUUGGUAAAGGCUUUGAUUCUGGGAUGCAGCGACUCUCUUUCGUUUCCCAUGAUGGGCCAUACAUAUAUCUUUGAUAUUGUUCAUAAUCGUCGCUGCGGAUUGGAUGUAGAUAAAUGGGAUUAUCUGCGCCGUGAUAACAAUCGCUUGAAAGUCCUCAACUCAGCAGAAAUGGAUUUUGAUGAAGUCUUUCUUCAGGCCCGCAUAUCGUCCGAUGGACAACGCAUAGAGUAUCGUUAUCAGGACUAUCAUCGUAUAUAUCGCUUGUUCGAGGCUAGAUCGCGGCUCCAUGUGGCUGCUUAUCAAUGCCCCCUUACAUGUGCCAUGGAUAGUAUAUUUGCUAGUGCAGUACAGCGUUUGGCUCCUGAACUAUUGAACAUUCGAUCGGAAGACCCAGAAUGGCUAAAACUUCACGAUGAUCAUGUGUUACAUUUAAUUGGCAGGGAUCCCAUAUCGACAUAUAUAAAAAAUCCCCAGCGGAUUGUAGAAGUAUCUGGCACUGAUUCUUCCGCAUUGAAUAUCAUACGGGUGCACAGAGAAAUACCCGGACCUUGGGAGGCUAUGAAAUCAGAAGAGGCUUUCGCUUUGUUUGGCAAUAAGCGCAAAAAGCGUUCAGUUAAUCGAUGCGCGAACCCGACAGUAAUAAACAAGUGCUAUAACUUAGAGUAAAAACCUCAAGCAGACAAUUUCCAGUUCAUAGAAUAGUUCACUUAAAAACCAAUCACGCCCACCAAUCGUACGUUCUUGUUUUUCUCAUAAUUUGCUAUCUAUAUUUAAACAGAUUAAUUUCAUGACAUUAUAUAAUUACUCGAAAGGUUGUUUUCGUUUGUUACCCAUUCUCGUUGAUUUUAUCAGGUUUUUUUUUGUUAUUAAUAUUUUGUGUGUUCCGUUUCGUAGUUAAAAUAGUAAAAGCAGUACAACAGCUAAGUGUUCUUAAAAAAUAUUUAUUAGUUUAUACAUUGUAUUAUCAUAAUCGUCUUAAAACUAAAAUACUAAAACAAAAAUUUCAACAGUUCACUUGAAGACAUCACAAUUCAAAUUCAGGUCUUUCUAAUAUAAGGUACUUACUAAUCAAUAUAAAUAUAAGAUGGAUUUGUCAUAUUUUUGAUAACCAUUUUGAAAUAUACACAAGAAAAAACAAUAA
Molecule: messenger RNA, 1940 nt
Organism: Drosophila biarmipes
Lineage: Eukaryota; Metazoa; Arthropoda; Insecta; Diptera; Drosophilidae
Gene: fal
Product: deoxynucleoside triphosphate triphosphohydrolase SAMHD1 homolog
Exons: 5
Coding region: 197-1465 (422 amino acids)
Biological process (GO): dGTP catabolic process
Cellular component (GO): nucleus
Molecular function (GO): dGTPase activity
Source: RefSeq, a predicted model, not a curated record